Molecule: messenger RNA, 1661 nt
Organism: Eurytemora carolleeae
Lineage: Eukaryota; Metazoa; Arthropoda; Copepoda; Calanoida; Temoridae
Product: dioxygenase trt7
Exons: 2
Coding region: 532-1422 (296 amino acids)
Source: RefSeq, a predicted model, not a curated record
GUAUAUCAAUGAUCAAGAAUAUCAGUGAUCAAGAAUAUCAAUGAUCAAAAACAUCAAUGAUCAAGUAUAUCAAUGAUCAAGAACAUAAGUGAUCAAGAAUAUCAAUGAUCAAGAAUAUCAAUGAUCAAGUACACCAAUGAGCAAGUAUAUCAAUGAUCAAGAAUAUCAAUGAUCAAGAAUAUCAAUGAGCUAGAAUAUCUAUUAUCAAGAAUAUUAUAAAUCACAUUUUUAUUUUUAACUAGAAUAUAAAAACAAAAUGAGCGUAGUAAUUUCACGGAUUAAUCAAGAACACUGAUGAUAAAAAUAAAGAUCUAUAGAAUGUUUAAAAAAUCCGGAUAUCCGGUAGUUACGGAUAUCGGUUCUAUCCUGAAGAGAGAACGUUUUUAUCAUGUUAAACGGGAAGCUCCUGAGAUAAAAUUUCGAAUAUAAGUUUGAAGGAUCUAGGAUUAGGGAUCAGUUGAAUCUAACCCUACCAACCCUAAAACUAUCCCAGAGCUAAACCUCAGCUUAUCCUCAUCCUGCACAGAAAAGAUGGUUCUGAAAUUCCUGGACUCUGAUGUAAACAUGGAUGACUACAUUAAACCAAAGGCAUACGAUCUACAAGACAUUUGUCGGAGAAUUACAACGGGAGAAGGUUGGGUUGUACUGGAAGGAAUGUUUAGCAGCCAAGAUAUUGAAAUGGCGAAGGAACGGAUUUUUGCCGGUAAACUGACUAACCAAGGGAGCUUUAACAACCCAGAUGAUCGUCAUAACAACUACGACGGACUUAAAUGGGGACUUUUAUCAAGGGGUAAAAUAUUUUCCAAAAUGGCGGCUCAUCCAACCAUCAUGGAGGUUUCCUGCAAACUUCUGGGAAACAAAUGUCGUCUUUCCAGCCUGGCUGCUAACACAGUUCUACCUGGAAUGAAAGGUCAGCAGCCCCACCUUGACUAUCCGUAUUAUAGACAUCUCUGGCCGGAGAGUGAGGAUUGUAUGAACCUUCCUCCGACCCACCUCCUUGCUCUACAAAUUGUAACCCUGCUAACAGACUUCAAGCCUGAAAACGGUUCAACGGCCAUUGUUCCAGGAUCUCAUAUUAACCCGAAGCAUCCUGAUAAUCCAGAAGAGUUCUUUUCUAAAGCAAUUCAGUUGACGGCCAAGGCUGGUGACGUCAUCAUGUUUGCUGGUCCAAUCCAACAUUGUGCCAUGGCAAACAAUACUUCACAGAUACGUUGUGGGAUACUGCAGCACAUGGUACCCUUGUACAUCACUCCCUUCGAGGACAUCACCUACAAGGUAGAGCCGGAGAACGAAGUUAUACGUCAACUUCUUGCAGUUGAUAAUCCUCAUCCAAUCCUCAAAUAUCAGAGGAAUAACUCGAAGAGAGGAUCUAUCGCCAGUGGUGAGGACAUGGAUAUAAAAGAUAUAGAGCUAGGAAGAUAAACUACAAUCAAUAGUACUCAUGAAGCAAUCUGAGUAAAAUUUAGCCUUCUUUACGUCUGAGUAAUUUUCAUUUUGCUUUAGAUCUGAGUAACAUGUAGUUUCAUUAAUAUUUGAGUAACUUUUAGGUAAAAUUAAAUAUAAGUAAUUUUUGUUUAGUUUAGGUCUGACAUCUUUUUAGAGUAAAUUGUAGUUUUCUUAAUAUAGAGGUAAAUUUAUUUUAAAUAUAAAAGUUGUAGUUU